CAUUUCAACUGCACUGCAACCCCCUUUCACAACUCAUUCGCUGCCAUCUGAUGUCUUCGGACUGACCCAUUCCUCAUCUUCUUUUUUUUUAUCUCUUUUGGAAUAUGCAAGGGCUCUCAUCAAUAACGGCUUAUCAAUGUAGCUCAUCCAACAUUAAAGGGACUGCAGCAAUAUAAAAAAGCAUCCAAGGCCGUUUGUGCACACAUCUCUUCUGCUUAGUGUUCAUAUAAUAUCCGUCUCCUUCCUUCCUUACUUUUCCCUUCACUUCACUUCACUUCACUUUAUUUCACUUCCACUCGCUCUCUUCACUCUCCCUCCAUUGCAUUAACCAAACGUCCUUCCACACAUAAACUAUCAUAAUGAACACCAAAGGAUACACCCUCAGUUACUACGUCUCCGGCCACGGAUUCGGCCAUGCGACUCGUGUCAACCAGAUCAUCACAGAACUCUUGAAAGAAAGACCAGCUACAGCAACCACAACGACAACCACAACGUCGACCGGAGACCUUGAUUCAACAGCAGCAGAAGCAACGAUGCCAUCACGCCAAAAACACACGAUCUACAUUGUCUCGGACGCACCCCAAUUUAUCUUUCAGGAUGUGAUUGCGCUGGGAGCCAUCUACAGAAACGCCAAGGUCGACGCAGGCGUCGUCCAACCAUUGGCAUACAGUGUAGAUCGAGAAAAGACCAUCGAGGGAUGCAAGAACUUUUUGUCUAAACGCGAAGAAACGAUUCAGCUCGAAGUCUCCUGGCUGGCCCAGGUCGGUGUUGACUGUGUCCUCGCAGACGCUCCUUUCUUGCCAUGUGCGGCUGCGAGCGCAUAUGGCAUCCCUGCGAUUCUUAUCACAAACUUCACAUUCGAUGAAGUAUAUCGGUUCCUGCGGGAGGGCGAUGCACUUGACAAGGAUGUGUUGGCAUGUGCGGACGCUGCGCUGGAGGACUACAAAAAGGCGUCACUGUUACUCCGCCUGCCAGGAUCGAUCGAUAUACCGGCAUUCGAGGAUGAGAUCUUGGCGAUGGAAUCUGGGGCGUUGACGACGUUAUCGACUGGCAGUCAAACGAACGGAAGGAGUCCAUCGAUCUCGGAUAUGGAUGAUACGGAAGAGGAUGUCCAUCAACAAUCAAGUGGCCAGCUACACACGUCGGCUAUUGAUAUCGAGGUGCAUUUUGCAGAUAACAAGAACAUGAAGGAGCAUGGGCAGGAGCAGGAGCAAGAAAAAGAAAAGGAAGAGCUUUCGGAAACAUCUAUGGGCGACACGACACCUGCAGGCGUGAUGUCGCCGGUUAUUAUGAGAACCGCGGCUUCGUCUCCGAAUCCGUCGAUCGUCAGCGGAGGCUUCAAUUCUGGACCAUUUUUGUCGUCAUUGUUAUCGCCAUCGACGUGUUUGCCAUCUCCGUCGAAGUUGCAGGCGGUCCCUCGUAGGGCCGUGGAUGUGCCGCUGGUGGUCCGGAUGGCGGUGAAUAGUCGCGAGGACGUGCUGCGGUCGUUGGGCGUGGGUGAGGAGUUGAUUAGGACCCAUAAGGUGGUGUUGGUAUCUUUUGGAGGACAAAGACUGAAGCAAGGAUGGGGAAACCCGUUACCAGAGGGGUGGAUUGGAGUGAUUUGUGGGUUACCUGUGGAACAUGAGUUACCGGAGGGGUUCUAUAGGAGUCCACAUGGUGUCUACGUGCCGGAUCUGACCCAGGCUGCGGACAUUGUUAUUGGCAAACUGGGCUAUGGAACGUGUUCAGAGUGCAUUGCUCAUGACAAGCCGUUGAUCUAUGUUCCGCGUCCGCAGUUCAUUGAGGAGCAUGGACUUAUCAACAUGAUGGUCAAUCACGGAUUGCCAGUCGAAAUGACAGCGGGGGAGUUUGAAACGGGUCAUUGGCAACGAGCGAUCCUGGAGGCCGAUCGACAGGCGAACGAGGAGAGGGAAGGUCGACGGCUGUUUAUGGAGAGCUCUGAAGAAGAUAAUAACGCUAGUCAACUCAACAAGGUGAUCCCAGAAUUGUGCGUGAGCCCAAUGACCCCAAUGGCACCGGCGGUAGUGCCCCUUUCGAUGGUUACCGAGGCUGAGGAACAGGAGCCGAGGAUGUCUGGAACGCGUCGCCGAUCGAGACGGUCGUCAUCUGUGGCAUCGCUUUCGGCGUUUAGACCUAAGGGGCCCAAAAUGGCGCGUCUGUCGACGGCGGGGGUGUGGGGGAAGUAUAGCUCGCCGGUCGAGAGAGGGGUGAGCGCCUUGCCGAGGAUGAUGGAAGAGGGAGGGUCGCCUAGGACCCCAGGAUCAACGGUGUGGUUCGAACGAAGGAUUCCGAAUAAUGGAGGGGAGGUGUGUGCACGCCUUGUGGAGGAGUUCAUGGCGCAGGUAGAGGCAUGUGAGGAUGUUUGAGAGGAUGUGUAUCUUGAAGGUGCUGCUUCCGUAUCAUAGACGAAGUUGCCAAGAUAGAGACCAAAAAGAACAAUACACAAUAAUAGAAAAGCAUCACUCGGA
This is a messenger RNA of Gamsiella multidivaricata, 2471 nucleotides long. RefSeq lists its product as uncharacterized. NCBI's taxonomy places the organism in Eukaryota, Fungi, Mortierellomycota, Mortierellomycetes, Mortierellales, Mortierellaceae. Gene Ontology annotation, molecular function: hexosyltransferase activity. The record is from RefSeq and is a predicted model, not a curated record. The transcript is spliced from 5 exons. Bases 360 to 2369 code for a protein of 669 amino acids.